Molecule: messenger RNA, 861 nt
Organism: Eucalyptus grandis
Lineage: Eukaryota; Viridiplantae; Streptophyta; Magnoliopsida; Myrtales; Myrtaceae
Product: G-type lectin S-receptor-like serine/threonine-protein kinase LECRK2
Exons: 3
Coding region: 1-861 (286 amino acids)
Source: RefSeq, a predicted model, not a curated record
AUGGAGAUAGCCUUCUCCAUGAUCCACCGAGUUAUUGGAAAUUCAUGCUGCAAUUACUGUGCUCAAACUGACAUAACUGUUGGAUCUUCUCUAACUGCCGUGAAUGGCAACUCUUCAUGGCUUUCUCCUUCUGGAGACUUCGCUUUUGGCUUUCGAUCGUUAUACAAUGGCAACAACGCUAAGGAUGAGCGACUCUUCUUGCUUUCCAUUUGGUACAACAAGAUACCUUCGAAAACAGUCGUCUGGUUUGCGAAUGGUGAUCGUCCUGCACCUGAAAAUUCGAAACUAGCGCUCACUUCCAACCUGGGGCUCGUCCUCACCAAUUCUCAAGGCGAGGAAUUGUGGAAAUUGGAGAACAUUCUCGGUGAUGUCUCCCACGCCAUUUUUAAUGACACAGAGGAAAUCUUCUCCAGAGGGAAAUUCCAGCUUGGGAUGCUCGGCAGCGGAGACCUCGUGCUCAACACGAUAAACCUGCCUUCCAGUUAUGCUAACGAUGCGUACUCCAUCACCAAAACUGCCGGCGAUUCGAACGGAUCGGCCUCGUCGGGGAAAGAACUCGUGUUUAGCAACUCGGGAUCUCUGUUUGUUUCGAAGGAAAAUGGCGGGGAAGUUAACCUCUCACAGGAGAAGGUGCCUUUGGCGGCGGAUUUUUAUCUCCGAGUGACGUUGGACUUCGAUGGGGUUUUGACCCAGUAUUACCACCCCAGGAACUCAAGUACCGACGGAAGCUGGAGCAUCCUCUGGACCCAACCCGAAAACAUAUGCUCCGCCGUCGUUUCUCAAGGCGGCAAUGGACGUGAAUGGGGCAUCUCCAUUUAUGAAACUUCCACCAAAGCACAGAAACACAUGAGGGCCCGGUAG